Funneliformis geosporum is the source of this 359-nucleotide messenger RNA. NCBI's taxonomy places the organism in Eukaryota, Fungi, Glomeromycota, Glomeromycetes, Glomerales, Glomeraceae. The record is from the annotation of a GenBank genome assembly.
AAUUCCAUAUGUGGAUCCAAAAAAACUUUUAGAUUUAAAGUUUAAGUAUGAAAAAGCUUCAGAUAUUUAUAGUUAUGGUAUAUUAAUGUGGAAAAUCUCUAGCGGUGUUCCUCCAUUUAAGGAAUUAAUUAGUAAAGGUGAUUUAGUAUUGCUUCGUCUAUCUAUUAUUGAUGGAUAUCGUGAAAAUUUUAUAGAAGAGACCUCUGAAGAUUAUAAGAAGCUUUAUGAAAAAUGUUGGAAUUCUAUACCUGAAAAUCGGCCUAGUAUUAAAAAAGUUUUAAAAGAGUUUAAAAAAAUGGGAAUAUCAGUAAUAGUACUAGGACGAACAUUAUAUUCUAAUGCUAGCUCAGUAUUUUUAG